GAGGGUAUCGUUGCGAUUGGACACGAUCAAACUUACGGACGUCAUGCGCGAACCUAUCAAUUUGUCAAGUAUCACAUCUGGGCGCCUUGUAACGCUUGCGUGACAUGUCCGAGUGCUAUAACAGAUGGAGGUGCGCAAUUGCUGAAACUGCAGUUGGCGAAGAAUGAUCUGGACGAAUCGCGAAGAGCGAUCUUUGAAGAUUACUACAAACGCCUUACCAGCCGUUAUCCGGAACAAGCAUGGACGAGUGGUCAGUGGAUGACCGAACGGCCUGGCGGCAGUGAUGUGAGGGCUACAGAGACACAAGCUUUCGAUUUCCCGCUGGGCCCGAUGUCCAUCACUGGCUUCAAAUGGUUCUCAUCUGCCACCGAUGCCAAUGCGACGGUACUACUUGCGAAGGAGCCCGAUGGCAGUCUAUCGUCCUUCUUCACACCGAUGAGAAGGACUUCUUCGGGCAUUGACACAACCGACACCGAACUCAACGGAGUCCAGAUCCAAAGACUGAAGUCCAAACUAGGCACUCGCGCGCUCCCUACCGCCGAACUCGUGCUUACUGACAUGCGAGCUUGGCGUGUGGGAAAGCCAGGACAAGGCGUCAAAGAGAUAAGCACGAUCUUGAAUAUCACUCGACUGCAUACUGGGAUGACCGCGAUUGGCCUUCUGGGUCGGGGUCUUGCUGUUGCGAGAGCUUUUGCAAAAGUCAGAAGAGCCCGCGAUCGGCUUCUAAUGGAUACCCCUGUGCAUGUUCAUACACUGGCAAAGUUACAUGUUGAGUAUCGCGCAGUGAUGUUCCUUACCUACUACACCGCCGCUCUUCUAGGAGUCUGUGAAGGUCAACAAGGACCGUCAAUCAACGAGUUACGCUGCGAACAAUCAGAACUUGUGUCAGAUGAAGCAGCACCUCUGAUUCUCAGAUUACUCACACCUUUAGCGGAGAUGACGGCGGCAAAGGUCUCGAUUGCAGGGUUGGCGGAAUGUAUGGAAAGUCUAGGGGGACUCGGCUACCUCGAGAACGAGGAUGCGGCGCUCAACAUAGCUCGACUCUUCCGCGAUGCAAAUGUGCUCAGUAUCUGGGAAGGCACGACUAAUAUCAUGGCUGACGACGUGAUACGCAUUGUCAAAGGCUCCGUUGGUCCUGCGACACUAGCUGCGCUGGACAGUACGGUUUCAACAGCUACAGAGAGAUGGCGCCGCAACGGUGGGAUCUUUUCAAAGUCGAAGCAGCUCUGCCACGCCUGGGCAGAGCAGCUCGAAAUUCUGUGGACAGACGUGCGAUGUAAUGUUGAGCUGAUGAGCAAAGAGGAACUUUUAUCGAGGGGCAGAAUUCUUGCAAAGGAGCUGACUUGGGUCAUUUGCUCUGUGCUGCUAGCAGAAGAUGCUCUGAGCGAUGGAGACGCAGCCGCAGUAGAGGUUUGUGACCGAUGGAUU
Aureobasidium namibiae CBS 147.97 is the source of this 1428-nucleotide messenger RNA. RefSeq names its product acyl-CoA dehydrogenase/oxidase C-terminal. Gene Ontology annotation, molecular function: oxidoreductase activity, acting on the CH-CH group of donors. The record is from RefSeq and is a predicted model, not a curated record. The annotation marks the transcript as partial. NCBI's taxonomy places the organism in Eukaryota, Fungi, Ascomycota, Dothideomycetes, Dothideales, Saccotheciaceae. The transcript has 2 exons.